This is a messenger RNA of Amoebophrya sp. A120, 8313 nucleotides long. The record is from the annotation of a GenBank genome assembly. NCBI's taxonomy places the organism in Eukaryota, Dinophyceae, Syndiniales, Amoebophryaceae.
AGACUGUUUGGUCAGGAGAUACAGAUGCGCUUUCCCUGAGAAGUCCGAAGACGUCCAAAAUCGCACACGAAGUAGAGAGUCGUUCUUGAGAAGAAGUAGGUAUCUCUAUGGCAACUCAACGAAAGUGGUAGUAGCACUGGAAUCGAACUAACAACCUGUGUCCGUUUCUACUGCCUCGACGUUCUUGAAGUUUUCCCGAGCAGGGGGUCCACUCGCUCUUUUUCCAAGUAAGUACAUUAACAGUAUGCAAAUCUUCGAGUGGAUCAAAUCAGGGAAGUAAAACACCUUUACUAAUCAUGCGCAAGCAGCAGAACAAUAACAACCCGCACGGCCGGCUCCGCGGGAACAACAACAAUAACAAUGCUGCAACGAACAGUACUCGGGGCGGGACCACGAACACAAAUCAAACUAACACCGGAGGUCAUUUUUACCAGAACAGCUAUGCGGCGUUUCAGCAGCAUUAUCAGCAGCAGGCUGCGUACCAGCACCAAUUCUUUCACCAACAGUUCGGCAACAUGCAUGCGGGGUUUCAAAACGGCGCGGGCAAAGGCGCAGCGGGAGGCAAUAACAAAGGUGCGCCGGGCGGCGGAUUCAUGCCCGGGGCGGCUUUUGGUUUUGGCGGUGCAGUACCGGGAAACAACAAGAAAGGCGGUGCUAAUAAUGCGCAGAACUACCUCCCGUCGUUUUUUGCCUCCCUGAAUUCCUCCCUGCUUCCAGCCCUCCUCGCCAAUGAGCGUUACACCUGGUACGUCCUCGGGUUGGACAAGCUGGGGCAGGACAAGGCGACGAAGGUGAAUAUCACCCUCGCUUUCCGGCAAUUGUCGCUCCAACUCCACCCCGAUCAGCACGUGGGGGAGAAUAAAGACGAGUUUUGGAACUACGAAUUCGGCUUGAUCAACGAGGCCCGGACGAAAAUGGUGGCGAACCUGGAGAAAAAAGGAAUAUCAAUUGCAAAAAUGUCUGGGUCUGGAAACUCGUGAUGCUGGGUGGCGUAUCAUGAGGAGGCCACAAGUGCUGGGUCAGCAUGCCAAGUUUCUGAGUUUCUAGGUGUUGCCUACUCUGCACGACAGACUGCGUUUCUGCAUGACAGAGAAAUGGGGCGCUUGGGUAACGUGCAUGACAGAUUUAAGAGUCAUGCAAGACAAGCAUGACAAACAUGCGCUCUUCCAGACCCAGACACUUUUGCAUUUGAUAAGGGAGGGCGACCGACAAGUACUGGUGUGUCGAAGUGAAGCCGGGCUGGAAAAGACCAGCGUUGGUGGAGAAGUGGGCGAAAAGUGCGACUCCUGUCGCGGGGAAUAAGGACAAGGAUAACGGUGCCACUGGGAACAAUAACAACAAAACUGGGACAGGAGCUGCAGGAGCUCCGGGAGGACGAGGUGGAACCACCGGUGGUCUGCAGCGGAGCAACUCUGCGCCCAUGUUCGAUUCCACGAACCUCAAUAAAGCCGCUGCUGCUGCCGCUGCUGCGAAUCAAGCGAACCAGCAACAGACCAAUCAGAAGCCGUUUCAGCCGCCCCGUCGUUCCCCCCGGGAAGAAAAACAAAAAGCGUCGAACAAGGAGAUUCCCGUGGGUUUGACCCCUCGGUUCCCCGCGAAGGGCGGGAGUAAGAAGCUGUUUGAGGACAGUGGCUUCACCUUCACUUCCAAUGCGGGCGGCGGGAGCACGAGCAGCUCGUCUUCUUCGAGUACCGCCAAGCAGAUGAAUCCACAGAAUGUAGUGGGAGAGAACAAACCUCAGGCGAAUAUCAAAGCUGCAGGGAACAAUUCGUCGAAGCAGCCCUCUCCCGCACAGUCUAGUACCACUUCCAAGCGCGGGACCACGAAAGGUCGAACGAAGAAGACCACCGCCGCCGGCGAGGAAACAAGUCAAAAGGAAACUACAAGCAAGCGGGGACACAAUGUCAAGAAGGGGAAAUCCGGAUUCCAGCCCCUCUCCAUGUCCGCGCUCGAACGGAGACGGAAGGAAGAAGCGAUGCGGUCGCCGAGUUUCAAACAGGUGCAAGAGGAUUACAAGGACAGCAAAAUCAGUUGGGUCAAGAAAGCAGGGACGAAAGCUAGUGCGGGGGAUAAGGACAAAAAUACCGGCGGGGGGAAUAGCAGUGUGCUGAAGCAGAACAACAAAAGUAAUACUUCUGCGAAGACACCGGCGAAGACGGGAGGUAGAGGACAGAAGAAUACUAGUACUACAAGGAAUAACGCAGGUGCGGCACAGGCACAGCAGAAGCAAGCAGAACAGCAGGAAGACGAAAACAUGAACGAUGGUGACAGUACGCCGGAGAUUGUGGGGGUGAAGGAGGGGAGCAAAGGGAGCUUUUUCAGCGUUUUGAACAACCAGAAAAGCAACUUGUUCCAAGGUCGUGGUGCUGCUCCAAGUGGUUCGUCUUCCAGUAGUGCUUCCUCAUCGUCGGCAGCAGGAAUAAGUGAUAGCAAUGUAGUUGUACAGAAAUCCACCACAACUUCCAUGUACCCGUCUCCGAGUCCGAGACCAGUGCAGGAGCAGAGCUUUUCGGACGACAGAAACGCUGCUGCGAGAAGUACUAGUGGUGCAACUCUGUUUCGCAACCAUUCGAACCCGGAGCAGCUAAAAAAGCUUGCCCAGCAGCAAGAGAACAUCUUCAAAGACGGUAUUACAACGAAUCAAGCUGGUGGCACAUCAACAACAUUAACCACAACACUACCAGGAGCUCCUGCGAGGAAGGGCCGCUGGGUGGACAUCUUGUCGGGUGGAACGCAUUUCCUCGGCGAAAAGCUGAUGGGGUUGAGAAAGCACAUUACUCCGGGGGAUCCGCAACUGCCCAGUCCGCGGGACCAGGAAGACGUCGACAUGGCGGCAGGUGGUCAGGAGAAAGGCCGGCUGUACCCGAUAGUGAAAACGCCGAAGCAAAGCGAAGUGAUGAUGCCCUUGUACAGGAAUAAAGACCUAUUGGAUAAUGCUGCUGGUACUGGUAUACCGACUGCUGGGCGGGGUGCAGCGCAGCGAGUGUUGUUUCCGGCGAAAGAGAAGGAGAAGGUGAACCAGGAAAAUAACCAUACUGAAAACGUCGAAAGCAGCACCAACCCAAAACAGCACACCGUCGUCAUUGACUUGGUCGAUUCGAGCAGCCAAGCCGAUAAGAAAUCCGGCGGUUUUGCGCCGAACCGGAGGACGAAAGACGUGGUGGUGAUCGAGGACGAUAGCGAGGUCGUCGAGCUGGAUAGCAGCCAAAACCCCACACCCGCUUCCGAGGCGGGGUCUGCGCACGCAAACUUUCCUGCGCGGGGCGGAACAGCUGGGCAAAAACCUAGAAUACCGGGAUUUCCUGGUGCACAAGCACAACAAGUUGUAGCAGGUCAGGCGACUGGAGGACAGCAGCAAGUCGUCGAUAGCAAUGCAGAAGUAGAACAGGAGCACAAUAAGGACAAACAAGGAGGGAUGGCGAAUUUUGUUUUUGACAGACUCUCCUCGAGCCUUUUUUCGACCUCCGCCCGGAUGUUUGGAGGAUCCUUAGGCACGCCGAGGAACACGACGGUCGACACCUCGAUUGUGGACGACAAUGUGAUCGGCGGGGACAAUAUGCAAGAAAAAAACUGUGUAAGUGUAACUCUGUAAUGCAGAACAUUCAACAGAGUUACACCUGUCAUGCCACACAGCCAUAAAGUCCUUUUUUCAUGUGUAUUUUCCCUUACAAGCCACGCAUGACAGGCUUCAUGUAGAGCAAAUUUGUGAUGCCGUCAGCCAAAGAAAGUUACACUAGCACAGUUUUUUUCUUGGAUAGACAGCACGAUAAAAUUUUACCAAGAGGACCUCAAUCACAGCAAGCUUGUGAAUGACGGCACCGACCCCCACCCGAAGAAACUGCAGAACCUGCGCCGGAUGGGCUCGUCUCUGGAUAACGAAAAUACUAGUAACGCGGGCGCAACUAGUUCUGUCAAGACCAACAUUUUCAAAAGAGGCGGGACGGUUAAUAAUGUUCUUGGAGGUGGUAGCGCACCUGGAGCCGCCGACCAAUCGAACAACAUGGGUGACGCUGCAGCGGACCCAGCGAACAAUAUUAAACGCACAAAAGUCGUGAACACUUUGCUGAUUGGAAAUACAAAUCCGAGCCAGAGUAGAAGUAGAGCCGGCGGCCAAGGUCCUGCACUAAGAAAAACAAUCAGCGCCCUGGGCGUGAUAGACGAGGAGACGCCAUCUUCUGGCGCUGGGAACAACGUCGAAAGCCAGAAAGUGAACGAGUUGUCAUCGGCCACGACACCUUCUUUCGCCGCUCCCAACUUGUUCAUGCCUCGGUCAGGAGGAAACUACAAUAGGGACCUACAGUCGCGAGCAGGAGGCAGUGCUGGAGCAAUUACAUCAGCCUCGGUUCCAAUACCACCACCGGAUCGGGUACAGCAAGUACAACUGAACGCGAACAGUACAACGGGGCUGUUUAGCAACCGUUCGCUCUUCGGCGGGAAACAAGACAACCUGCUCGGACAUAAAGUUUCUGCAUCUACUGCCACCGGUGCAGCAGGAGCUGGAGUGGUGAGCACGACUUGCUCGGAGCAGGAGCCAGAUCACGUAAUGCAGAAGGAGAAGCAGAAACAUCAAAACCACGACCCGCCGCAACCGCAACUCGAUCGGAGGAAAAAUGUUUCUUCGAAGGGAAAGACACUAGACGCGAGCGGCUUGUUCGACGAUCCGGGGCUACUUUUUGCCGGGAUGGUCGGAAAUGAAAGCAGCAGUCUUGAUGCUGUCGGUAGUAAUCUUCUCGCGCCGGGCCCGGGUCGUGCAACUACCGUGACUGGGGAGGUAAGGUCGUCUUCCUCCGCUUCCUCUUCCGCCUCCUCAGCAUCUUCGAGUAGCGGGAUGAACAAUAACCACGACAGCGCAAGAACCUCCAGCAACAAGCAACCCCGCAACAGCACCGUGCUGGCCGCCCCGUUGCAGGACAUCCAACUGGACCGCAGCCAGGCUCCGCUCAGGAAGCGUCGAGCGUCUGUUGUGAACAAUAAUGGGCUUGAGGAAGAGGGUCAUUUGAUGGAGGAAAACAAUCUAGAGAGCGGCUUCACUGGUACCGAAGGCGUCCCACGUAUCAUUUUCGAGCAGCAACCGGCGGGAACAGGGUCGAAAAACGCGGUCGUGCGAACCUCGAACGCAGAGGACAACCCAGGACGAGGACAGGAACUGCAUAAACCAGGACCAAAUUCUCGAAGUUCUCCACCACACCAGAAUCUUUUUCAGGAACAAAAUCCAAGUGGAGGUCCACCACUACGAGGCACGUUUUCAUUGCCCCAGCAAGGAGGACAGCAAAUGGAACGAAACCAGCAUAGCAUUCCUUUUCGUCGAAACUCCACGAACCCGUCCCCCAGGGGGCCCGUCGUGGAUCAUGGCUACAGCAGUCACAACUCAGUUGCUUCGACUGGGACAGCGACGGCAUCAAAUAGCCUACCGAAAAAUCGCUUCAACCGCGCUGCUUUAUCCGGCGGAGCUGCCACGGUGCCCGUGCCACCCCCGGCAGGACAUCUAAGAGGUGCUCCUCCACCUGCGCGGAUACAACAAGUAGGCGGGAAUCCACUGCAACAGGAUGAGCAAGACGUGAUUUUGGAGCAAGCGAGCAAUCUGAAGAAGCGCCGAACCAGUGGGGAAUUCGGUCCUAAGGUUGGAAUGGUCCGGCAAGGAGAGCAGCAGGCGCCCUCGAGGACCUUGAUGUCGGGGGAACAAGCUUCUGGGUUUGUGGUGGACAAAAAUCAUGUCGACAAGAAUGCUCCCCCUUCCACCGGAUUACUGGAGGAACCCCAUCAACAAACGAUGCAUCAAGAACAAAAACGCAGCACCGAGAAGGACAGUAAACCCAACAAAAAAUCUUCUGUGAUCUUCGGCGGCCACAGCGUACAGCCGGAAGACCGGCGGCGGACGGCUAGCAACUCGGUCGACUCCCUGGAGUCUGCGUUCCAGAACGGGAAGAUGAACAAAGAGAUACAAGGUGAUCUUCACGGUGGUUCAACCGCCGGGGGAAAAAAUCAAAAUGCAGGCGGAAGCGGUGCGAACUCGCCGGUAAUGCCGAUGAAGGGACUAGACGACAUUGAGCAGCCGGCAGUAGAGAAAAAUAGAAGCGUCGCGAGCGCAUUUGCCGGAGCGGGGCCAGGAGCGGGAGGUAUUGCAGCAGCGGUAGCCGCAGCCAUGAAUCCUAGACAGCAAGAACAGGCACAGGGGCGAGUACAUGAACCGCCGCCCGCAUACAACAGCUUCCCUCACGGCCAACAACUUCCAGCCCACGAACCAGAGGACGUUUUGUUUCCCAACAUCGUCAGAAGCUCUCCGAUUCCAGGAACCGUUAGUCUAAAGCUCCCGAAGGUGACCUCGAAAGGAACGGCGGCAGAAGUGGAAAAUGUCGAAGUGCAGCGAGGGCAACAGCAGUUUCAAGCCCCUUCCGCCCUACAAGCGCAACAAAACAAGAUUUUUCAAAAGCCGCCUCUAAACAUCAGCUCCGACGACUCGUUUUUCGCUGUGGACCGCGAGCCGCCUUUCGCCCCCACGAAGGCUGGCGUGCCAUCAAACGAACAGAAACAGCAGCAAGUAAACCCAAGUAGCGUUCCUGGUGUACAACAACUUCCCUCCGCACCACCGCAACAAGAAGCUGCCCAACAGCACCAACAGAGCGGUCACGCCCUUCCGCCCUCGGUGAGCGACAACCAAACGCCGCGGCUGUCCACUUUGGGCACCGCGGAACCGGUCAGAAACCUGUUUGGCAGGCCGUCUUUAGCGGCCCCGGCGGGGGGAAACGCCGGCAAUCAACAAGCCGAGCCACCGAGUGAGGAUCUAGAUGUGGAAAUGCUGGAUGCUUCGCUUUCGGAAAACAGCAACAAAAAUGAUGGCCAAAAUGUACUACUGCAAGGUCAAGGUAUUAAAGGUUCUCACGGCUUGAGAUUUUCCGCAAACAACCCACCUCCGGUCUUCAACGUCCCAGCUGUGUCGGAACAAAACAACUACAACGACAACCGAAUGUCGAUGGCAAGUGCCGGCGGGUCCCUGUUCCAGGCCUCCAGUCCGCCCCCGCGGGCCCACGGGAAUUCGGGCGGCGGAACGAUGGGGCUGAUUGGCUGGCAACAGCAGCAGCACCAGCAGCAGAGUACUAGACCUCUCGCGAGUUCCAUCGCUGCCCCGAGUGUAGUAUUAGCAGGAGCUCCUGGAGGAGGUUCUUCUUCUUCUUCCGGUGUAAUUAUCGGCAGCGCAGGAGUUGUUCCUGCAGCUGUGGUUGGAGGGCAGGAGAUCGCUCCUUCGAUGUCGGCCACUUCAUCUUCCGGGGGAAUGUUUACUUCCGUCGCCAGCGGAGCGCCGUCCAACAUGUCGACACAUGCGACCGGGACGGGUCAGGGGACGAGGGAAAAUGCGAGUACCAACAGACCGAAUUCAUCGUCAUCGACCUCCUUCAACACAGAUUUACUGUCGGCCUUAACCGAGGCCGAGGUGCAAGACAACGCACGGCAAAAUGCCAGAGCCGGCGGUUCUUCGCCGGACCAGGAUGCUCAACUUUCAAACCUCUUUUCGGGAGCAAGUUUGGGCGGUUCCAGGUGAGGUUCUUUUGAAUAAUGUGAUUCGACGACGGUUUGUCUGCUCAUGCUCUAGACCGAGUUGCCCGCAGCUCUUGAUGAUGUUGCAACGAAUCGAUAUGAUGCCACUGCAGUAGCUAGCUCAAUCGCAGUUUUCAUAUGUCUUUUUCAAAUCAGGCCCUUGCCACCUGCACCUGCAGCUGCUGCUAUGCCGAAUCUCGGUUCAGCAAACAACCAGCAGCAGCCCUUGAACCAGAAUCAGCCGAGCGCAAUUCUCCCCACGGUCUUACGGUUGGAACAAAUUCGGGAACUCUUCCAGCUGCAGCGAGUUUGCACUUCGGAAACUGUGCAGAACAAAAUCGCGGAGAGCCUGAAACAAGUCAUCGUCACCUUGCGGCAGCGGAAGCACCGCGACGCAAUGUGCUCGGAGUUGUUCCCGGAGCAUGUUGCUGCAGCCGCCGGGGGCACGACGUCCAACAGCCAAAAUAAAGGGAUUGAACACGUGGCGCGCUUGCGGCCGGACGUGUUUCGAUUCUACUCCGACGGGAGAAGGGAAAGGUGCCGGUUGCUGGGGUAGAGAGGAGACGACGAUCUUGAAUGAAGAUCUGUCGUCGUGUUUGGCGAACUUUUGUCAAUGGUGUUUCAACAUCCUGCGACGGAAGAGAACUUGAAUCUGUUACAACCUCAAAGAGGGCAGUCGUGGACGAACGCCGCAAGAAAUCUAGCGAGGGACGACAAUGGAUUGCUCACUGUACGUAUUUCCAGUAUAAAGGUGAAGUAGAGGAUGAAAAACCACGAUCG